CAAAAAGUGAAAUGGAGGAAAGUCAUGAUUUCAUUUCCGGAGUUUAAAAUUUAGUCAUUUCACUACAAACAGCGACGGCGUUGAAAAAAUCCACAAGAUCUGCAGUUCUGAAGAAGUUAGAACAAUGAAAAGUGAUACCAAAUACUGAAUGUUUGUAAAAAUGAUGACUAGAACCAAGAAGUGAAAGUUUUAAAAAAGACAGUAUCAGUUUUGCUACGUUCAAUUGUUGAGAGAAUUAUUGUGACGAAAAAUGAGGGAAUACAAAGUUGUUGUUCUUGGGAGUGGUGGUGUGGGAAAAUCAGCUUUGACUGUUAAAUUUGUAUCAGGGACCUUCAUGGAAAAAUAUGACCCGACAAUUGAGGACUUCUAUAGGAAAGAGAUAGAAGUAGACAAUGCUCCAUCAGUUCUUGAGAUUCUGGACACAGCAGGAACUGAACAGUUUGCAUCCAUGCGCGACCUAUACAUUAAAAAUGGGCAGGGAUUUCUUAUAGUAUACAGUAUUACUAGUUUACAGACAUUUCAAGAUAUUAAGACAAUGAAGGAACAGAUUAUGCGAGUUAAAGGAGUAGAUAAAAUACCAAUGAUUCUCGUAGGAAAUAAAAGUGACCUUGAACAUCAAAGAGAAGUUCCGAUACCCGAGGGAGGGGCUCUUGCAUCGACUUGGGGGUGCCCUUUCAUGGAGACGUCAGCAAAAAGUACAAACAAUGUGAAUGAAGUUUUUAUAGAAAUUGUACGUGAAAUGAACACAAGUCCUGUGAAAAAGAAGAAAGGAUACUGUACACUGUUAUAACGGCCGCUUCCCAGUACCAUCUUACCUUUACAAUAACUAGGUUGCUCCCAAUGGACCAUUGUUCACAGAAUAGAGAAAACCAGACAAAAGAAUAGAGUACCCUCCAUCACCGCCUGUGUGACCAGAGUGAUAAAACUUAGCUUAACCAGUCACCCAAUUGGGUGAACCAGUCAUAACAGUCUCAGUCACUUAAUUUAAAAAAGGCAUUUUUGUUUAAACCACUAGUCACUAAAUUUGACAAAGUCCCCAAAUUGAAUUAAACCACAUUCCUUAAAUUGAAAGAACAGAAUUAGUCCCCAAAUUUGAACAACAGAACUAGUCACCAAAUUAAAAAAACAGAACCAGUCACCAAAUUAAAAAAAAAAAAUAACCAGUCACCAAAUUAAAAAACUGAACCAGCCUCCAAAAAUUGAACAACCGAACCAGUUGACAAAUUCGUAAAAACUGAACAAGUCAUCUAAUUGGAAAAAACAGUAUCAGUCACCGAAGUGUGGACAACAGAACCAGUCCCCAAAUUGGAAAAACAGAACCAGUUACCGUGUGGAAAACAGUAACAGAGUGGGAAAGUAGGCAUUUGUUUUGAUUAUAUAGUCAUCAGCGCAGUGCAAACCAGCCAACCCUUUCCAGCCUAGUAUUCCAAAGGGAUAUUAUUAUUGUAUAUUAUUUUAGUCGUAUUUGUAUCAAGUUUUGUAUGUCAAGAAUUGUGUAUCAGUUGUUUGUUCUGCACCCCUUAAAAUUAUCAGUAUUUUGAUGUUUAUUUUGCUGUUAUCCGACCAACAAAAAACUUUUUUAGGACUGAAACUUUUAAAUUCAAAUGUGGUCAGACAAUUAAACCUCUUCAUGAAAAUUGAACACCCAUAAAAUAAACACAAGAUUUGAUUUUGUCUCUAGUUCAGAUUAUAUGUUCUUCCUCAUAGUCAAUUUAUAAAUGGAAUUGUAAAUGGAUGCCCAGACAAUUGAAUUCACAAAUGGAAUUGCAAAAAAUAGUAGACAAUAUCUAUGGUAUCUGGUCUGGUAUACAGUUACUGAAAUAUUGCAGAUUUUUAAGGAGUUGCGUAACUAUGUAUAUUCUGGUACAUUUUUUUCUUGUGGGGCAUAUUUGGUUUUUGAAAAUUAGGAAAUCUUGCAUUUAUUGUAUGUUCAUAAAAUGGAUAUAUUUAAUCAAAGUCUUGUAUAUGAAGCUUUUUGAAGCCAUGCCCUUUUGAAAGAUGCAUGUACGCUCUUCAUGUAAUUUUUAAUGUAAAGUGUAAGAUAACUUUAAAGAGGGUUUGUUUAUGAAAUUUAGCAUUUAAGUUAUAUUUUAUACACCUUUUGUCAGAAUCAAAUUAAUGACAGUUUCUUCAACAGUAUAAUUCCACAGACUAUGCUAAAAAUGUAUACAUUCAGGUACAUCUUAUCAAUGCCGAUAUGACAACAUUUUGUAUUAAAGAUCAGGAAUUUCAGUUAAAUACUACGUCAGCAUUACAAAUUAAAUUGAAUAAUUUGUUAGCGAAAUCAACUAAACUAAGUUUGAAAUAACACAAAACAUUUCUUUGGAAAUAAAUAUUCUUAUUGCACAAAAACAUCGAUUCUAAACAGGGAUGGUGUAAUAAAAUCGUUAAUAUGGCUCUAAAUAAGUAAUAAUUUCUUUUUUUCUGCUCUGUAGAUCUGAUUCAUUUAUUAUCUGCUUUAACUGACAGUUUUUUCCUCCUUUUGUUAAUGCUGCAAGCACAAAUGGUCGCAUAUUGGUAAAUGUUCAGACAAUAAGGAAUGAAUGUAUAAUAAUUAUGAAUGUAUAAUGAUUAUUUAAGAUAGGGUUUUCUUUCUUUGUGUGAUAUAAGGAGCCUUGCAUGUUUCUUGUUUAUGCUUUGAUGUGGAAAUUUUAUUGACUGUUUUGUUUAUCAGUGAUCUUUUAAAUUGGUCUACAAAACCACAAUUCCAUUUCAAAAUUAUGUCUAAAUCCAUUUUUCUGGUAUUUGAGCAUAACAUUAGAGAGUUACACUCUAUCUUAUGGCAACAAAAUCUGUAGUGUGCUCUUUCCUUUAGCUCUUUAGUGCUUUCAAAAAGAAAAAGAUUGAGUUUGUGUCCUGGUGCUGGAUUAUGCCCAGGGGCCAUGAUUACGAACAAUCUCGUCUCUGAUUUCGGUCUCAAGUGGCUACUGCAAAUCUUAAUUUCAUAAAGCUCUAUCUAUUUGAGUAUUGAUGAGGAAAUUUAAUGAUGUUAAUUACUAUUUUCGAAAUCGUACUAUUUUUCACAUUUAUUUUUGUAAACUGAAUGGAGUAAAGAUGAUUAAAUAAACAUGCUUUUCUGAGUCUGAGUCCCCAAGCCAAGGAAUAUACUUUUUUUGCUAAAUUUUGGUUAAAAUUCCCAAUCAUUAUCUGUAAAAAAAAAAAAAGAUGUUGAAAAAAUGAGUUACUCAUUGUGUCCUGUGUUUUGAUAAAUGUAUUUUACAUCAUUUUGCAUGAUUUCCUUUGUAAUUUGUUUCUGUCAAUUUGAAAAAUUCCUUUUUUUAGCAAAAAUAACAAAAAGAUCCCCCUCCUUAGGGCCUCAUACCCCUAAUUAAUGUAGAAAGACUGCCCUGUAAAUAUGGCUGAAAGAAAGGCCUUUUUCAGGAAUGAUUUGUAUCAAUGAUCUUAAACAUCAUGUUAUUGUAGACCAUGUCUGUAUUCAGACCCCGGGGAUAUCUUCAAUUCUAGUGGGUUUCAUUAUUAUAGACAAAUCCAAUCAACAGAGCCAUUACUCUGCCUUAUUAUAUUAUCAUCGCUCGACAUUAUUGACCAUUGACGAGAUUGAAAGCUAUAUAGGAUGCUGAAUCAACCGUGUGGGCUUAAAAUCUCCGAUAAAAUCAUUUUGAUUUCAGAAAAAAAUGUAGAAGCGGUUUAAUAUGUCAGAAGUGGUUUAAUAAUUAUACACAGUGGUUUAUGUGUACUAACGCACAAUAUUAAGUCACACGUUUUUGAGGCAUUUCAACUCCGAUACUGUAGAUUUUAUUCCCGUAAAGGAAGAAACACUUGAUUGUUUAACAGCUUGUGCUUGCAGUGAUUGAUUUUUCUGCAGUCUAUGUUGUUAAAUUGAAAUUGAGGCAUUAUUUUAAAAUUGAUUAUCAAAUAAUAGAAAAAAAUGAUUCAAAAAGAAAGAUGUUAUAUUUAUGACAUUAUUGCGUAUAAGAUGAAUAUCUUCUAGAUUGUAUUGAUACAGUUCAAGCAAGGUUGCUUCUGUAUGUCAUUGUGUGUAUACAUGCAUGUAUUGUUAUAUUAUAUGUAUUUAAAAAUGAGAUCUGAUGAUUGUUAUUAGGGUUUUAGCUAGGUCUUAAAAAGAACAGGGUGCUGCAGAUAAGGGCCAGCAGGUUGGGGAGAAAAACAUUGGAACGGGCUGUCAAUAUUUUGAACACGAUGAGUUUGACAGAAAAUAAUAGGAAUUGUUUUUAAUUGAAUUAAUAUUCAGUUUCAACUGCCAAUUAUGUACAUUUUUUUUUUAAAUAAAGAUUUGCUAGUCUUCUUGGAAGGCAGAAGGGUGCACAUGCUGGCCUUCUUGAAGGCAGAAGGGUGCACAUGCUGGUCUUCUUGGAAGGCAGAAUGAUGCACAUGCUUGUCUUCUUGAGGCAGAAGGGUGCACAUGCUGGCCUUCUUGAGGGCAGAAGGGUGCAAAUGCUGGCCAUCUUGAGGGCAGAAGGGUGCACAUGCUGGCCUUCUUGAAGGCAGAAGGUUGCACAUGCUGGCCUUCUUGAAGACAGAAGGGUGCACAUGCUGGCCUUCUUGAAGGCAAAAGGGUGCACAUGCUGGCCUUCGUGAAGGCAGAAGGGUGCACAUGCUGGCCUUCUUGAAGGCAGAAUGGUGUUACUUAAAAGAACAGGGUGCAGCACCCUUCCAUAACCCUCUAGCUAUAACCGUAAGUUAUGAUGUGUGUUGAAAAUUGUUUAUGACUGUACCAUAAAGAUGUAUACUAUUCUUAUAGUUGAAUGUGUUGAUUGAUUCAUGUCGUUUUGUGCAAUUCAUAUUCUUUUGUACAUGAUUGUCCAUGUUUCGAGGGCUGAAAACAAGAUGAAUGUAACCCUAUUUUUAUACGAAGUCAUGUAUGUGUUGUGAUGAGAUGUCGAUGUGUAUUUUAAACAUGCACACUUUGCAACUGUUGAGUUGUUAGAUUUCUUUGUACACAUGUUUUUUGUAAUGAAUUAUUUCAGCGACAAGGUUUGAAGCUACUUGGCUCCAAUCUUGUUUAUUGUCUUAUCAGGGUCCAUGAAUACAAGCAGAGUAACGUCUGAGUCUAGAAUCAAACUGGGAAAAGCACUUACUAGUAUAUUGUUUACCAAAAAAUAAUAUUUAUUUCAUUCCAUUUAUAAACACAUAUGUAAAUAAAGUGAUAAAUUUCCGCGUUCACCAUCAGUGCUCCGCUAGAAUGAAAGAUUAACAUCUAAAAAGAACAUUUCCAGUUUUGGCAUUAAAUUUGAACUAAGACUUUAGACUGUUUGUUAACAUGGCCCCUAUAUCCUAAAUUUGUAUAAAUAAAUGACUGUUUUUUUAGCUUGCUUAAUUCUAUUUUCUGUGAUAUGUAUGUUAAGGUCUAGUUUUUUUGCAUAAUUUGUUUUUACUCUUACGGCACGAGUGUUGUGCUUAUUGUAGAAUAACUUACAUGGAAACCGUUUUGUGGAGGUGUAAAUGACAUUGUUACUAACUAAAACAUUGAUUCAUGUAUUAACGUAACAAAAUCAGUAGUGAGCAAACAAGCUUCUUUCAAAAAAUAAUUUUGAAACACCUUAUGCCUUCUUCUUUAGUAUGUCUGUUUUUUUUUCGAAGUUGAGGUAUUGUCAUAGCGUUGUAUUGGUGUUGUUGUUGUCAGCAUGGUAUUGGUGCCGUUUUUGUUGGCUGAAUCAGCAACAUCAUCAGCAUGCAAAAUGUAACCAGUACUUAAAAACUGUUAUAAGAGGUUCAAGUCAAUCAUAGUCAGCAUGUUUGCCAGACACGAAACACUUUGUAUAGCAAGGUCUAUUACUCUUACUUAAAUAAUUGUGGAGUUACGCCCCUUGUCUGACUAAAGUGGUGGCAGUUGCUCCGUAGUGCUCUUGUUAAAAGACAGUAAAUUACAUCUCUUUUGUUUCCAGCUUGAAUUGAAUUAAAAUGUCAAACUGUAUAAUUUGUACGGAAGUAUUUAUUACUAUGAGCGAAAAGAGGAGCAUGUCAGAGUUUUAGUUAAAGAAAGGGACAUUACUCAGCAAAAAAUAAAGCCAGAGUCAUCAGUCUUGCUUUAUCCGUAUUAGAUGUCUCUAGCAACUUGUGUGAAAAGAUAACUUAAGAUAUCUUGAAUAUUUUUUGAGGUAUGGCCAAAGUUACAGUUUUUGCACAACACCUGCUGGCAUCACAAUUAUUUUUUUCUUCUUUGGAAAAACAGAUCAGUUCAAAAAUGAACACAAUAUGUUUACAUUUAUAUAUACAAAAAAAACUUAACUUGCUGUUGUUGGAAAGUUUUCAUGAAAAGACCUUACCCUUACAAAUACACUAUACAUUGACAUGGAAAAGUUGCAUGUAUUUUGUACGACAUUUUAUUUUGCUUUUUAAGGCAAGAAUUAGUUGCUAUUUUUGUGAAAACCAAGUACUGGCAAUACAGUUAAUUACUAAGGCAAAAAGAAUGCAUAUGUACUUGUAUGUGGUGAUGUUAAAUGAUUAUGUGAUGAUAGAGGCUUGCAUCAAGUAAAAUGCUAUGCAAGAGUGAUUUGCCAUUAAGUACAGAUGGGUUUUAAGUGUUGUUUACUUACUUUUAAUAGGUUCUGAAUCCUGCAUACUGUGAAAUCAUUAAUUUCGUGCAAGUUUUGGUGUCACAUUUAGGAAAUUGAGGUCAUUGGAGAGUUACUGUAAAACCAUAAUGUUAAAUAAUGAAUAUGAUGGAGGUAUAAGCUGUUUUGUAAAAAUUGAGUUAUUGUCAUAGCCUUGGGGUGGUCAUCAGCGUCACCAAUGUGUUUAAACUUUUAAACCUUGCCUUAAACUUUUUCACUCUUGUGCAGAGUGGUCAGAAAUUUGCCCAGGGAGAGCAAUAUUUGAUAAGCAUUUUUAGAGCUGAAUUUUCUACCAUCAUUCUGUACCCUGUGGGUAAGAGUGUCUAAACUGUUUUAGAUAUUGAAAUGAAACUUAGUUCACCUGUUGCUCAUGUCAAAACUGAAAUGUACUAAAAUUUAGAUCAAAGUAUCCCCUCUUAAGACCAAUUCCCAAAUGUGACAUGACUUGCUUCCCUUUCUACUUGAAACUCCAUGGUUUCACAGUAUAGUGCUGUAAGAAAGCUUGUUAUUGUAAUGUCUUCCUGGCUUGUUUGUUCCCUAUGUUAAAUUCAUAGCCAACACCAUUUAAUGUUAUUUACUUACCAUUUAUUGUAAUAAUUUUGUACAAAUUAUAUAUUGAAUAUAUUAAAACAUAAACAUUUGAA
Mya arenaria is the source of this 7180-nucleotide messenger RNA. RefSeq names its product ras-related protein Rap-2c-like. Gene Ontology annotation, molecular function: GDP binding; GTP binding; GTPase activity. The coding region runs from base 251 to 790 and encodes 179 amino acids. Gene Ontology annotation, cellular component: plasma membrane. The transcript is spliced from 3 exons. Gene Ontology annotation, biological process: Rap protein signal transduction; negative regulation of cell migration. Lineage: Eukaryota; Metazoa; Mollusca; Bivalvia; Myida; Myidae. The record is from RefSeq and is a predicted model, not a curated record.